Messenger RNA from Rosa rugosa (rugosa rose), 1338 nucleotides. Its product is annotated as GDSL esterase/lipase At2g23540-like. Gene Ontology annotation, molecular function: hydrolase activity, acting on ester bonds. NCBI's taxonomy places the organism in Eukaryota, Viridiplantae, Streptophyta, Magnoliopsida, Rosales, Rosaceae. Bases 61 to 1203 code for a protein of 380 amino acids. The record is from RefSeq and is a predicted model, not a curated record. The transcript has 5 exons.
GUUCUUCUGUGAACAACAAGGUGCUUAUAUACUUCUCACUAAGCUGAGUUUUAAGCAAUCAUGAUCUUAACCAUGGCCAUAAUAAGAUCUUAUAUCACUCUGGCCUUUGUAGGCUUGGUUCUUUUGCUCAUCAACAACCUGAGCUUUUUGGCAUAUGCUGCUGAUAGUGAAGGGCUGGGAGCUUCUUUUAUCUUUGGUGAUUCCCUGGUUGAUUGCGGAAACAAUAACUACUUGUCGACAUUGUCCAAGGCAAAUAUUCGUCCUAAUGGGAUGGAUUUCCAGCCAUCUGGAGGAAAUCCCACAGGGCGGUACACCAAUGGUAGAACCAUUGGUGAUAUAAUUGGUGAAGAAUUGGGACAACCAAACUAUGCAGUUCCAUUUUUAGCUCCUAACGCUACAGGGAAAGCAAUAUUGUAUGGGGUGAAUUAUGCUUCAGGAGGAGCAGGGAUCAUGAAUGCAACUGGAAGAAUAUUUGUAAAUAGGGUGGGGAUGGAUAUCCAAAUCGAUUAUUUCAACGAGACAAGGAAGCAGAUUGAUAAGCUAUUGGGUCCAUCAAAGGCAAAAGAGUACAUUUCGAAAAGGUCUAUUUUCUCGAUCACAGUUGGAGCAAAUGACUUUCUGAACAAUUACCUACUACCAGUCCUAUCCAUUGGAGCAAGAAUUUCUGAGACCCCCGAUGCAUUCAUUGAUGAUUUGAUCACUCACUUCAGGGCUCAACUUACUAGACUUUAUCAAUUGGGUGCUCAGAAAUUUGUGAUAGGAAAUGUUGGACCAAUAGGUUGCAUACCUUACCAGAAGACUAUCAAUCAGCUCGACGAAGACCAAUGUGUGGAGUUGCCUAAUAAGCUUGCGCUGCAGUACAAUGGCAGAUUGAAGGACUUGGUUGCUGAGCUGAAUGAUAACCUCCCUGGAUCAACAUUUGUUUAUGCAAAUGUGUAUGAUCUAGUGUCGGACCUCAUUACCAACUACGAAAAAUAUGGAUUUUCAACAGCAAGUAGAGCUUGUUGUGGAAAUGGUGGCCAAUAUGCAGGAAUAGUUCCAUGUGGUCCAACAUCAAGUCUGUGUACCGAUCGGUCCAAGCAUGUAUUCUGGGAUCCCUACCAUCCAAGUGAAGCUGCCAACAUUAUACUCGCCAAAAAAUUGCUUGAUGGAGACACAAGAGUUAUUUCUCCAAUGAAUCUCAGGCAACUUCGAGACCAUUAACUGUAACCUGUAUAUGCACUGUGUGUACAUUUAGUUGUACACUAGCAACUCAUUUCUCUUGCUUUCUUUGUGAACACAAGUACAAGCUUUGAUUUUCUUGUUCUAUAAUGUUAUAUACGUAUUUCUAUUUUCAGA